UGGAAACACCUAGAUUGCACAACGCCCUGGCCAGAGGUGCCAUCCACAGCAAUAAAAAGCCGACAGAUAAGACACAUCGGCAGGGCCCUACGAGGAGCAGAUCCCUGUGUACGCCAGCUGUCUGCCCACUACAGAGAUGGUGCAAGUGACUUCCUUCCUUCUAGUGCUCAGCCUGGCCCUGGUGGCUCCCGGCUUCUCUGAGAGAAAGUGGGAGCUGGAAGGCCACUGGAUCAACGGCAUGGGCCACCUGCUGAUCAUCGGGCCUGUGGAUCAACAAGGCAGAUUUAAUGGGACGUACAUCGUUGACAAGCCAUAUACACUGAAAGGGUUCCAGCAUAGCAUGAACCAGAAUAGCCAGAUAUUGGAAUUGGAAUUGGAAUUCACCGUCUACUGGUCAUCAGACAAGAAGACCAUUUUCAAAAGAAACUCCUUUCUGAAUUACUGGGGGAAUAAGGUUCUGAAGACCACCUGGUUCCUGAUGUCACACAAGCACCGCUGGAUAACAAUCAGGAGUGGCACAUAUUACUUUGGCCGCCUGUGCACAUGCAAGAAGGAUUGCCCCGGGGUGGAUUUCAAUGCUGAAGGAAGCACCUGGGAUACAAACCCCAUCUCCUGCUCCACCACAGGCCUGCACUCACAGGAAAAGUUUGGCAGUUUUGAGACUGGUGAGGGUGACUGGGAUGCAGACCCCAUCUCAGGCUCUACCACCUGCUUCUAAUAUACAGAUUCCAUCUCCUGUCCCACCACCUGUUUCUAAUUAGCACACCCCAUGUCUUGCCCCACUACCUGCUUCUGAUAAUAAAGCUUUGCUGCAAACACA
Molecule: messenger RNA, 820 nt
Organism: Columba livia (rock pigeon)
Lineage: Eukaryota; Metazoa; Chordata; Aves; Columbiformes; Columbidae
Product: avidin-like
Exons: 4
Coding region: 137-718 (193 amino acids)
Molecular function (GO): biotin binding
Source: RefSeq, a predicted model, not a curated record